Messenger RNA from Osmerus eperlanus (European smelt), 2760 nucleotides. RefSeq names its product coiled-coil domain containing 78 (gene ccdc78). Lineage: Eukaryota; Metazoa; Chordata; Actinopteri; Osmeriformes; Osmeridae. The record is from RefSeq and is a predicted model, not a curated record. The coding region runs from base 739 to 2472 and encodes 577 amino acids. The transcript has 14 exons. Gene Ontology annotation, cellular component: cytoplasm.
CGACUUUGUCAGCCACAUUUCGACAUUUGUCGUGUUCGUAGAUCAAUUCGCCGAAAGCUUGACUCAUCAACUCAGUGCCUUUCUUCCUAAUCAGAUGGGGAAGGAAUUGUACUUUUGGUCCCAAUCUGUAGGUGUUGCCAAGUUUGCCCUUGAACCCUGAUUUCCAUACAGACGACCCCCUUUUCAGUUGGUUUGUGUCAUCGUCGUCAUAUGGGUCAACGUCAACAUUUGAUCCUCUAGGUCUGUCGGCGUAGCUAUCCUUGCGAAACCCCUUCGCAAUGCUCAUUCGACGACCACCAGACAUUUUGAGUACGAAGUAAAGAACACGUUUUCUUGCGACUGAACCGUAGCCUACUCGCUCUUUGGAAACCAAUAUUUUGGUUGCCAGGUGUAAAUGUGGUGUGAUCAAGUUUCAGCAUUACCAACUGCCGUAGCACGCGCGCACUCGUUGUUAAGGGGCCCGUGCACUGAGAAUAUAAUUUACAGAACGUUGAAAAGAAUUCUGGCAAAAGAAAAACAAGCGUAUUUCUUAGUAUUCUUAGUAUAAAAGAUAAAAGCAUGUCUCAAAAAUACAAUCUGAAGCAAACCCACACACAACCCGGUUUAUAACGUUUCUUCCUAGUGUUUGAAGGAGCCAUAGCAACACUGUAGAUAGUGAUUGAAGCUCACUAACAGCCGAGUCAAACUUUUCCAAGCACAUUUAAUAUUCACUUGAACAUUAGUACUCCAUAUUAAACAAUGGAAUCUCGUGACCUUCGACCUUCUUUAAGUGAGCUUCAGGAGCGAAUACGUUCUUUAACUGAAGAAAAUGUCCAGCUCCGUGACAAAAACGAGCGCCUCUUUACCAAAUUGGGCUACUUUGAAAGCAGAUUAGGCCAUCUUGCAGGCUCCAAGACAGACCUGUCCUCCAAACUGGUUCAGAGUGAAGAGGAGAAACUGAAGAUAUCAAAGGAGCUUGUGGAGGUGCAGAUAAAAGGCAACAAGAUACGAGAGCAAUAUGAAGAGGAAACCUUUGAGUUGAAAAACAAGAUUCUGAACCAGGAGAGUGUGGUGAUGGAUCUGGAGCUGGAGAGAGACAAGCUUGGUAGGGAGCUCCAGUCCGCCACAGCUCGUCUUCAGCUGGCUGAGAAGACCAGCGGGGACCUUGCGGAGGAGUACGUGACCCUGAAGAGGAACCACCUGGCCCUGACUGAGGCCCAGGAGCGAGAAGUGGCCCAGAACGAGGAGCUGAGUGCUGAGCUGCUGGAGAUGGCCCAGGCUCAGGAUGCUCUUCGCAGGAAGCUAGAAGAACUGCAGCGAGAUCGGGCCUCCACUCAGGGUCUCUACGGGGAGGGGCAGGAGCAGGAUAGGGUGCGGGCGCUGGUCAGCCGCAUGUCACACAACAGAAUCAGGCCUGAGGACCUGGCUGUGAUGGACCAAGCACGUAAAAGCAUGGAAAAGAGUUUGCUCGGUAACCAGGAUGAGAUCAAAGACAUGCUGGAGAAGAUGAAGCAGGGCUACGAGGAGCAGCAGCGCAGGCUGGAAGAGAGAGUGGUGGCCAUGGGCAAGGAGCAGCAGGAGAACAAGAGAGGCAUUCGAAACACCCAGCAGAAACUGUCUGAACAGACUGCGACCCUCCUGAACUCCCAGAGCCAGCUGAAGGAGGUGGAGGAGGAGAACUCUAAGUUGCAGAUGCAGGUGAAGGAGCUGAACGAGGAGUACCGUGCCAGGCUGGUGCGCUACUUACAUGACCUGGCUGAGUACAUGGACGGCUUAGCGGAGGGAAAAGGGGGGAAGGGCCCCCCGGAGAGGGUGAAGAUGAGGGGCUUUGUGGACAGCAUGCUCCAGGAGGUGCGCUCCUCCUACAGGGCGAGAGAGGAGCAGCUGGCCUCCGCCGCUCGCUCUUACAAGAAGAGACUGCAGAGGACCUCCAAGACCCACCGAGCCCUGCUCAUCGCGUACAGGGUGCUGAGGGAGCAGGUGCUGGCCCAGCCAGAGAGCGGUCUGGACCCUGGCCUCCCUGAGGCCCACUUCAGCCUGCAGCCCAGUGAGCUGAGCGGGGAGACGGAGAGGGAGUUGCAGCACCUGCGCCAGGACAAGGCCUCGCUGGAGAGCCGGCUCAGAGAGGCCCAGCAGCAGAUGCCUUUUUUCACCAAACCAAUUCAGACGGUCAACUUUCAAGAUGCUGGGAAAUCUGGACCAAUUUCCGAUCUGGCCUGGGCAGACAUCAGGAAACAGCUACGAGAGAUUACCAACUCUACACAGGAGGCUCAUGAGAGAGAACGUGCUCAGCUGAUAACCAGGGCAACUGUUGCCGAGGAGCAGGUUUUGGAACUGCAAGAUUAUGUUGACAGACACCUGGGCAGGUACAAACAGGAAGUGACACGUCUGCGCAGACUGCAUGGGCUGGAGGAGGAACGCUCACAUAGCGCUGAGGCCCAUAGGCCACGCCCACAUGGCCGCUCCACCAGGAAUCCCAGCCAUGAAAUCUGAUCACCCUCUCUACCAUCAUCUAAAAUGGAUUAUUCAGAGUUGCAUUUAAAAGAUCUAGAAUAAUGUUUGUUAAAAUGUAAUGGGAUUAAUGACAAUUAAAAUUACAUCUAUAUUAUAUAUCAGAUAUUCAACCAAAUUGAACAUUUCAGUUCUGUCAAUAAUGGUUUAUGCAAAUGCAAAGUGGAACUGAAUUGCGAUUAGACACAGUGAUAUUAUAAUAGUGUACACAUUUAAUGAUAUAAAAAAAUAUAUAACAUACAACUGUAUGCCAUAUUCUAUAAAUAAUCG